Messenger RNA from Penicillium cataractarum, 462 nucleotides. RefSeq lists its product as uncharacterized. NCBI's taxonomy places the organism in Eukaryota, Fungi, Ascomycota, Eurotiomycetes, Eurotiales, Aspergillaceae. The transcript has 4 exons. Bases 1 to 462 code for a protein of 153 amino acids. The record is from RefSeq and is a predicted model, not a curated record. Gene Ontology annotation, molecular function: metallopeptidase activity.
AUGAUAGGGUCAAUCCUUUCAAGUAGGCAUCCUGGUCUUGCUCAAUUGCCAACGGAUGCGGCCCAGUGCAAGAAGGGUUUCAAAGAUGGCAAGCUGUCUUAUAAGGUGGUACCGCUGGCUUACAUUCAGAUUCAUGAAUUGACUCAUACUCUUGGGGUCAGUGAGAUUCCAUUCAAGAAAGCAAAGGUCACGGAUAAGCUGAAGGCCACGGGCGAUCCUGCAGAUGGACCCCAGAAUGUGAGGGCACUUAGAGAUAAGCCAGAGCAUGGAAAGUAUGCCGGGACCAAGGAUCUUCUGCUGGGGCCAAUUGAGAAUGCAGACAGUUACGCCUGGUGUGUUGUUGAGGCCUACUUUUCCUUGCUCUGUCACGAGAGAUUUGGUGCACCAGCCUCCAACCAGAUGGCUCCCGACGGUGUCUGCUCGAAUGGGCCAGACAAAGUGUACACUCAUCGUAAAAGGUAG